This is a messenger RNA of Elephantulus edwardii (Cape elephant shrew), 2709 nucleotides long. RefSeq names its product Ras and Rab interactor 1 (gene RIN1). Gene Ontology annotation, biological process: vesicle-mediated transport; signal transduction. Bases 1 to 2709 code for a protein of 902 amino acids. The record is from RefSeq and is a predicted model, not a curated record. Gene Ontology annotation, molecular function: guanyl-nucleotide exchange factor activity; small GTPase binding. NCBI's taxonomy places the organism in Eukaryota, Metazoa, Chordata, Mammalia, Macroscelidea, Macroscelididae. The transcript has 11 exons. Gene Ontology annotation, cellular component: cytosol; endocytic vesicle.
AUGGUGACACGCAUCCUUUCUCCAUGGCAACCUGAGAUCCCCAAACCCCGGUUGGGCUCGGGAGUGAGUGUGGCCGCCAGGGGGCGCGCCGCCUCCGGGCUGACCUCCAGGCCCGAGGACAAGGAGCCUCUGGCCACAGACUCAAAGAGGGGCGCUAGCGUGGAGAGGUUCCCAGUGCGCCGAGCCCGGCCGGGAACCGGGGAGGCGGCCCCGGUGGACACCCAAGAGUUAACUGGCGGGUGUGACAGGGCGCACCGCCCUCAGGAAGUGUUACUCACCGCCAGGAAUGCCAGUGCCUGUGCCUCGGGAUCUGGCUUCCUGGUCCCGGGAGGAGCCGCGGAGACCCCAGCCAUGGAGAGUCCCGGGGAGCCGGCCGCAGACCCCCUGCGCGCCCCCAGCCCCCCGGGCCGCACUUCCGCGCACCUGGAGGGGGGAAAGCCCAGCCCGGACCCGACGGACCGGCUGUACGAUGUGCCGGCCGCCAGCGUGGGGCAGCGCGGGGGCCCGUCCCCGCCAGGGCGCGCCGUCAGCCUCCGUGAGCGCCUGCUGCUCACCCGGCCUGUGUGGCUGCAGCUGCGGGCCAACGCAGCGGCCGCGCUGCACGUGCUGAGGACGGAGCCCCCGGGGACGUUCCUCGUGCGGAAAUCCAACACCCGCCGGUGCCAAGCCCUGUGCGUGCGGCUGCCCGAGGCCAGCGGCCCGUCCUUCGUCUCCAGCCACUACAUCCUGGAGCGGCCCGGGGGCGUCUCCUUGGAGAGCUCGGAGCUGGAGUUCCCAGACCUGGUCAGCCUCAUCUGUGCCUAUUGCCACACCCGGGACAUCCUUCUCCUCCCGCUCCAGCUCCCCGCAGCCAUCCUCCAGGCUGCCACCCACAAAGAGCUGGAGGCCAUCUCCCACCUGGGCGUUGAGUUCUGGAGCUCCGGCCUCAACACCAAGACUCAGUGUAGCCCUGGCGAAGGUCCGCUGCUGCCCUCCCUGAAGUCUCUGUCCCCUCAAGAGUCAGACCAGGGCACCAGCGGCACUGCCCUGUGUUUCUUCAACCCCCUCUUCCCGGGAGACCUGGGCCCCACCAAACGGGAGAAGUUCAAGAGGAGCUUCAAGGUGCGCGUGUCCACGGAGACCUCAAGCCCCCUGUCUCCGCCGGCUGUGCCACCACCCCCAGUCCCGGUGUUGCCAGGAGCCACCCCCAGCCAGGUGGACAGGCUGCCUCCACGCCAGCUGCUGCGGAGGGAGAGCUCGGUGGGCUACCGCGUGCCAGGAGGUGCUGGCCCCCGCCUCCCACCCCUGCCAUCCCUCCAGGAGGUGGACUGCGGCUCCCCCAGCAGCUCUGAGGAGGAGGCGCCCCCAGGGGCACGGGGCAGCCCAGCCACCUCCCCCAGCCUGGGUCGCCGGAGGCCCCUGUUCCGCUCCAUGAGUGCAGCCUUCUGCUCGCUGCUGGCGCCCGAGCGGCAGGUGGGCCGGUUGGCUGCCACACUGAUGCGCGACCGUCACACGGCCGUGGGCCAGCUGGUGCAGGACCUGCUGACACAAGUCCGGGCCGAGCCGAAACCCCAGGAGCUGCAGACCAUCCGAGAGGCACUGAGCCGUGCCCGGGCCAUGCUGAGCACCGAGCUGGGCCCUGAGAAGCUGCUGCCCCCCAAGAAGCUGGAGCACAUCCUGGAGAAGUCGCUGCACCGCUCCGUGCUCAAGCCUCUCCGGCCCAUCCUGGCUGCUCGCCUCCGGCGCCGGCUCUCAGCUGACGGCUCCUUGGGCCGCCUGGCUGAGGGCCUCCGCCUGGCCCGGACACAGGGCCCUAGCGCCUUCGGGGCCCACUUGAGCCUGCCCUCCCCGCUGGAGGUGGACCAGGUGCGCCAGAAGCUGCUGCAGCUGCUCCGAGCCUACUCCCCGGGCGCCCAGAUCAAGCGGCUCCUGCAGGCCUGCAAACUGCUCUACACGGCCCUGAGGGCCCAAGCGGGGGAGGGCGCGGGUGCUGAUGAGUUCCUGCCACUGCUGAGCCUGGUCCUGGCCCAGUGUGACCUUCCGGACCUGCUGCUGGAGGCUGAGUACAUGUCAGAGCUGCUGGAGCCCACCUUACUCACAGGAGAGGGUGGAUACUACCUGACCAGCCUGUCAGCCAGCCUGGCCCUGCUGAGCGGUCUAGGGGCACACACUCUGCCCCUCAGCCCCUCGCAGGAGCUGCAGCGCUCCCUCAGCCUCUGGGAACAGCGUCGCCUGCCGGCCACCCACACCUUCCAGAACCUCCUCCGAGUGGCCUAUCAGGACCCCUGUACUGGCUGCACCUCCAAGACCCUGGCACUACCCCCCGGAACCUCCAUUGCCACCCUCAACCAGCUCUGUGCCACCAAGUUCCGAGUGACCCAACCUGAUGCUUUUGGCCUCUUCCUGUACAAGGAGCAGGGCUACCAACGCCUGCCCCCCGGAGCCCUGGCCCACGGGGUGCCUACAAACGGCUACCUCGUCUACCGCCGGGCAGAGUGGCCUGAAGUGGACCCACCUGGGACUGCAACAGAAAAGGGGAGCAGAGAAGACCCUGAUGCGGGGAGCAGAGCAGAGGAAGACGGACCCCAAGGAAAUGGGGAGGAGGUCCAAGCCAGCAUUGGGGACAUGGACCCAGAGGCUGAGAAGACUGUGGAGGGAGUGGAGGGUCAGGCUGGUCCUGCCAAGUCAGAGGGGCCAGAAGCAGAAGGCAGCCAGGCAGCCGAGGAGUAG